This is a messenger RNA of Sphaeramia orbicularis (orbiculate cardinalfish), 1717 nucleotides long. RefSeq names its product SET and MYND domain containing 1b (gene smyd1b). Gene Ontology annotation, cellular component: nucleus. The record is from RefSeq and is a predicted model, not a curated record. Lineage: Eukaryota; Metazoa; Chordata; Actinopteri; Kurtiformes; Apogonidae. Gene Ontology annotation, molecular function: protein binding; histone H3K4 methyltransferase activity. The transcript has 10 exons. The coding region runs from base 104 to 1573 and encodes 489 amino acids.
GAGUGCAGAGGGCACAGACUGGUCUAAGGGUUACUUUGAGUCGUUUCUCAUUCAUUCAACUCACCGUCCGUUCUCCUACUUCUGAGGAACCUGUACAGCUACCAUGGAGAACGUCGCAGUAUUUGACUCACCUGGGAAGGGGAGAGGGCUGAAGGCUUCCAAGGAGUUUUGGGCUGGAGAUGUGAUCUUUACUGAGCCCAGUGUCUCAGCUGUUGUGUUUGACGGUCAUUCAGAGCGCAUUUGCCACAGCUGUUUCCGCAGACAAGACAAGCUCCAGAGAUGUGGUCAGUGCAAAUUUGCUCAUUAUUGUGACCGGACCUGCCAACGUGCCGGCUGGGCCGAACACAAGCAGGAGUGUAGUGCCAUCAAAGCUUACGGCAAGGCACCCAAUGAGAACAUCCGAUUGGUAGCUCGCAUCAUGUGGCGCAUUGACAAGGAAGGCAGUGUGAUGUCUGACAUGCAGCUGGUCACCCUGGAUGAGCUGGAGGAUCAUCUGAAUGACAUGACUGAGGAUGAGCUCAAAGAGUUUAAAGUGGACAUCCACAACUUCCUGGACUACUGGCCUCGUAACAGCAAGCAGCACACAGUGGAAUACAUCUUUCAUAUUUUUGGCGUGAUCAACUGCAAUGGCUUCAGUGUGAGUGACCAGAGGGGUCUGCAGGCAGUGGGAGUGGGCCUUUUCCCAAAUCUCUGUUUAGUAAACCAUGACUGUUGGCCAAACUGCACCGUCAUCCUCAACCAUGGAAAUCAAUCGGCUGUGAAUACUAUUUUUCAUUCUCAACGGAGGAUUGAGCUUCGUUCUCUGGGUAAGAUCGAAGCGGGAGAGGAGCUGACAGUCUCCUACGUGGACUACUUGAACUUAUCGGAGGAGAGACAAAGACUUCUGAAAACACAAUACUUCUUUGACUGCACCUGUGAACACUGCAAAGGCCGCAUUAAAGAUGAUCUGAAGAUGGCGGGAAGGGAAGUGGAUGGAGUCAAGCCUUCAGAGGAUCAGGUGAAGGAAGCAACAGAUUUUUGCUUUGAGAUGCUGGAAAAAAUGGAAAAUGCCCGGAUAAGUGGAAACUACCACGAGUUGGUAAAAAUCUGCCAGAACACCGUAGACAAAACAGAGCCCAUUCUGGCGGACACACACAUCUACCUACUGAGGAUGUAUAGUACUUUAAGUGAGGUGCAGGCUUAUCUGCAGCACUUUGAGGAUGCAGCAGAAUAUGCCCGCAAAAUGGUAGAUGGAUACAUGAAACUGUACCAUCCGAACAACGCUGCCCUCGGUAUGGCUGCUAUGCGUGCAGGAGUGACCCACUGGCAGGCAGGACUUAUUGAGGUUGGUCAUGGGAUGAUCUGCAAAGCCUACGCCAUUCUCAUGGUCACGCAUGGAGCAACGCAUCCAAUCACAAAGGACCUUGAGGCUAUGCGCAUUCAGACAGAGAUGGAGUUGAGGAUGUUCAAGCAGAAUGAGUAUGUUUACCACAGUAUGAGAGAGGCCGCUCUGAAGAACAAACCAAUGACCAUGAUGCACGAACCCAAGUCUGUGGAGGAGGGGAUCAAGAACCUGUUCCACCGGAGGAAAUAACUACAAGGCAUUAAACAAUCCAGAAAACCACCCUGUUGUUUUAUUGUAAUUCAUUACCUGUUGGUGUGAAGGUCUGAGCAUGUGGUCAUAUUAUUCUUUUCUGUAUCAAUCACUUUUGUAGAAACAAUUUUCAUUAAAAUGAUU